AUGUACUUUCUGUCUUUGACAUUAGCAGCCUCGGUCUUCUUUUCGCUGGCUCCAGUUAUCAUUGCUGCGCCGCAUCCAACUGUACCGGUUGGCAAGUCUAUCGCCCUCGUGCGCCGGCCAAAGCAACAGCGCGACCUUGCCGAACAGGGCUCCCACGCGCAGAGAAGACGACUCGCUUUGGAGGCUAAGUAUGGAAUUGGCAGCUACAAGAACAAGAAGCGGGAGAGCGGGAAUAAUUUACUGGUCAAUCAGGACGCCGACUCCGAUUUCUACGGCUCAAUAGCUGUCGGAACGCCUCCCGUCUCCUACAACGUGAUCCUUGACACUGGUUCAUCAGAUCUAUGGCUCGCCAGUGCCACCACCACUGGCGCUGUCUCGAACGUGCCCAGCGGGGUACCCACAUUCGAGCCGUCCAAGUCAUCAACUUUUCAAUCGCUUAAUCAAUCGUUUCAGAUCCAGUAUGACUCGGGUGCGGCGCAGGGUGUACUAGCCAAAGAUACCGUGCAGAUGGCUGGUUUCGAGGUAGCAGGGCAGGAAUUCGCGGUAGUCUCUGAGGUGUCUCAGGGUCUGCUGAACGCACCUGUAUCCGGGCUUAUGGGCAUGGCAUGGCAGCAGAUCGCGUCGUCGGGUGCGACUCCGUUCUGGGAGACGCUCGAGCAGACGAGUGGUUCGCUUUCGGAGCCGCUUAUGGCGUUUCAGCUCACUCGUUUCGGAAAUGACACGAAUGCACGCCAGCUGGAGCCCGGAGGAACAUUCACCCUCGGCGGCGUCGACUCCAGUCUCUUUACCGGCAACAUUGACUACCAGGAUAUUCCUAGUGGAGAAAUUGGCUACUGGAUCCAGGAACUGAGCGGCCUUACAUCGCAGGGUCAGGCUGUUUCCUUGGAGAACGGAUCUGCAUCGUACGCUGCCAUCGAUACGGGCACGACCCUUGUCGGUGGACCCGCGUCUGCUAUUGCUGGUAUCUUCGCCGCAAUUCCUGGUAGCGCACCGGGCACUGGGCAGUAUGAGAACUAUUACACCUAUCCUUGCUCGACCUCGGUGAACGUGACGCUCAAGUUCGGCUCGAGUUCGAUCGCGUGGCCAGUUUCGAACGCAGACUUCAUGCUUGAGCAAAUCUCCUCGGACACGUGUCUGGGCGCGUUCUUCGUUGUGGACAACUCGGGAACCAGCGCGCCAGCAUGGAUCGUCGGGGACACGUUCCUUAAAAAUGUGUAUACGGUUUUCAGUGCAUCACCCCCGUCUGUUGGCUUUGCGCAGUUGUCGAGCACUGCGUCGGCUAUGAAUGGCGUGAACGCAGCGGUGCCCUCGCCUACCAUCGGCUCAGUGACUGGAGCCGUGAGCGCGACGGGCGUGAGCCCGAACCAGGACCCGGUCAGCAAUGGUGCCAGUCCUUCACAUGAUAGCAUGAGUGUGCUGUUGUUACUUGUGGUUGGCACCGUUGUCGGCUGUCUUGUUUGA
Molecule: messenger RNA, 1461 nt
Organism: Sparassis crispa
Lineage: Eukaryota; Fungi; Basidiomycota; Agaricomycetes; Polyporales; Sparassidaceae
Product: Aspartic protease
Exons: 4
Coding region: 1-1461 (486 amino acids)
Biological process (GO): proteolysis
Molecular function (GO): aspartic-type endopeptidase activity
Source: RefSeq, a predicted model, not a curated record